CACAGGGAAAAGAUCAAACUCUUCCUCGUAUUCACCCUAAUUUUUGACCUUAUUUCAUAUUUUAUUAUUUAUAACUUGUUACAACUUAUUUAUUACCCAUAAAAAGUAAGUACCUAAUUGAUUUGCUCAUUUCAAAUCUUUAAUAAUUUAUUAUUGCUGACUCUUAAUCAAGCUUUGUGGCUGGUGGGGCGACGCGCGUGCAGUUACCACUGGCGAGCUGCUACUGUCAUUAAAAGUGUUGACAGACGGUGACUCCUGCAAUGUGUCGGAAUAGCUAGCAGCCUACAGGAGAAACACGUAUGUUUGGUGAAUUUUUUUCACCAUAAAACUUAGAAAGAGCUUGACUUGGUGUGCAGCACGAAUUUUAGCAGAACUGGAUACAAAACAAACCGGAGCGUGGCAGUGCAUGAGAAGAUGGCGUGGCGGCGGCUCUGUGGUUUCAGGAAGCUCAGCAACAGGGAAUGAAAAUGAUGAUGUUGCAAGCAAGGAAGCAGAACUCUCUCGCUAUGCUGUUUCAGCACUUGACCAGCAGAAGCUACAUGCAUUUGGACUGGUAAAAAAUGAAAGCUCCCAUUCCUCUUUUGAUCCUGCUUCAUGCCGUUGUGGUCCAUUCCCUGAAAGUGGUGUCGAAGAGAGGCUCAGUGGAAGGCUGUACAGAUUGGUCAGUGGACUACCUGAAAUAUAAAGUGCUUCUUGGGGAACCUGUACGGAUUAAGUGUGCUUUGUUCUAUGGAUAUAUCCGGGCCAACUACACCCAUGCGCAGAGCGCAGGACUUAGCCUUAUGUGGUACAAAAGUGCAGGACAUGGUGACUUCGAGGAACCCAUCAGUUUUGACGGCACAAGGAUGAGCAAGGAGGAGGAUGCCAUAUGGUUUCGACCAGCAGAGUUGGACGACGUGGGGUACUAUUCCUGCGUAUUAAGGAACUCCACUUACUGCAUGAAGGUGUCCAUGUCUCUCACAGUGGCGGAGAAUGACACAGACCUCUGCUACAACUCCAAAAUGAGGUUCUUUGAGAAGGCAGAACUAAGCAAAAGCAAAGACAUCAGCUGCAUGAGCAUUGAGGAUUAUCUGCAGCCAGGAGUGGAGCCUGAGAUUGUGUGGUACAAGGAAUGCAAGCCAAAGCAGUGGAGACAAACCAUAGAAAGGAGGAGGGACACUCUAUCCAUCAAGGAAGUACUGGAAGAUGACAUUGGGAAUUACACCUGCGAAUUACAGUUUGGGAACUUUGUGGUACGGAGGACAACUGAGCUAUCCGUCACAGCCUCCAGGCCCUCACAGCAGUGCAAUGGGACAAAAGCUCCCCUGACAGACAAGCCGCCAAAAAUCCUUUACCCCUCGGAGAGCCAAAUGAGCGUCAUAGAGAUGGCAAUAGGAAGUCCUGUCAACCUGACGUGCAGAGCAUUCUUUGGCUACAGCGGAGACGUCAGUCCACUUAUUUACUGGAUGAAGGGGGAGAAGUUCAUUGAGGAUCUGGAUGAGGAGCGGGUUCAGGAGAGUGACAUCAAGACAAUCCGGGAGCACCUGGGGGAGCAAGAGAUUUCCAUCUCUCUGACCAUAGACUCUCUGGAGGAGAGCGACCUGGGCAACUACUCUUGCUACGUGGAGAACGGCAACGGGAGGCGACAGGCCAACAUCCAGCUCACCAAGAAAGCAGAGCUGAUGUACACGGUGGAGCUGGCCGGAGGUCUGGGAGCCAUCCUGAUGCUGCUGAUCUGUCUGGUGACGCUGUACAAGUGCUACAGGAUUGAGCUCAUGCUCUUCUACAGGAACCACUUCGGCAGUGAGGAUAUAGAUGGAGAUAACAAGGACUACGACGCUUACCUGUCCUACACUAAAGUGGACCCAGACCAGUGGAGCCAGGAGACCCGAGAGGAGGAGCGCUUUGCCCUGGAGAUCCUCCCCGACGUUCUGGAGAAGCAUUAUGGGUAUAAACUCUUCAUUCCAGACAGGGACUUGAUCCCCACAGGAAGUUUCACCAAUGAUCAUUUCCAGGAUGACACAAGACUACUUAGAGCCUAUAUCGAGGACGUAGCACGCUGUGUGGACCAGAGCAAGCGCCUCAUCAUCGUCAUGACACCCAGCUACGUGGUGCGGAGGGGGUGGAGCAUCUUUGAGCUGGAGACGAGGCUGCGCAACAUGCUGGUGACCGGCGAGAUCAAAGUCAUCCUGAUCGAGUGCGCCGAGCUGCGCGGCAUCAUGAACUACCAGGAAGUGGAGGCCCUCAAACACACCAUCAAGAUGCUGACAGUCAUCAAGUGGCGCGGGCCGUCCAGCAACAAGCUCAACUCCAAGUUCUGGAAGCAGCUGCUCUACGAGAUGCCCUUCAAGCGCAUGGAGCCCCUGAGCAUCUCUCACGAGCAGGUGCUGGACGUCAGCGAGCAAGGCCCCUUCGGUGAGCUCCAGACCGUCUCGGCCAUCUCCAUGGCGGCAGCCACCUCCACCGCCAUGGCGACGGCACACCCGGACUUGCGCUCCACCUUCCACAACUCUUGCCACACCCAGAUGAGGCAGAAACAUUAUUACCGUAGCUACGACUACGACCUGCCGCCCGGCGGUACGCUCCCGCCACUCCCACCGCUCUCCACGCUCUCCACGCUAGGCAGCCAGCACACCUACUGCAACAUCCCCAUGACGCUCAUCAACGGACAGCGGCCGCAGUCCAAGUCGCCGCGCCAGCAAAGUCUGGAGGAGGCCCACGGCAACAACGCCAUGCUGCCUCUGCUGCCCAGAGAGACCAGUAUAUCCAGCGUCAUCUGGUGACAGAGACGGUGCCGAGCGGGAUAGACUGUGGAUCUAUAUGAUGUCCGUCGCAGGGAGGACUCACCACUGGCACUUGAACCCUGAAUGCACCGGAGCCAGAUGGACCUGAAUGGCACUGAAGUACUUGCUGCUGUUGAAUUUGCACCAGGAAACAUCAGGGGCGGGGGGCAGGAAGGACACACUGGACACAUUGGGGAUGGAGUGAGUGGCAGAUGUUUUUGUUUUGGUCCAAUAAGAGCUUUUAUUGACACUGAACAACAACAAAAAGAAACAAGGAGAACUUUUCUAUGCCUGUAUAAACACUCACGUAACACAAGCCAACACCUAUGAUCAUUUACCCAGAAAGUCAAGGAAUACAGGGUCCUGUACAUACCGUUUUUCUAAUUCUUUGUAGCAUCAGUGUUUGGGACUUGUUUCUUCUUAUGUUUUAUCAUCAGUUGGGACUCUUUUUUUUUUUUCAGUUUGUACAAAAGUGAAGCAAUGGCCUGUGAGAUGUUUUGGAUAAACCGUUGUUACCUUUAUCUUAAUUUGUUGGCUGGUGCAGUAGUAAAGCUUUGGGAUUUUUCCGGGAAGGCAGGGUUAAAGCCGCAGCCUUCGGGAGAUGAGAAUGAUUUGGUUUUGGAUUUCCGGGAGUUUCAGCUCCACCGGCUGCUGUAAAGGGUUGAGAAUCUGGACUCAACCUGAAUAUGCAAAAUAUGGAGUCCAGAGAGCAGGGAAAGGAUGGGUUUCAUAAAUCGAUCAUAUUCGAAUGUUUUCGGAAAAGUCAUAUCUGUGAAAUGGGAUAUGAAUAAUUUGGUGCUAGGCUUCACAAAUCUCUGUUUCUCUCACGAUAACAUUUACUUAAAAAAAAAAACUAAAAAAAAACAGCCUUGCUAUUUACCUUAACAGAUGAUUAUAUCACCGAAAAAUUAAUUAUGUGUAUUAUUUUAUGAAAAAAGAAAAAGUCUAUUUUUGUAACUGAGGGAUAUUUGCUUUGAGAUGUUAUACCUAUAAAAUUUCUGAUGGAAUGAAUUGGGGAAACAUAAUAAAAAAGAACAAUGUUUUGUUAUGUGGAACUGCACAGCUCACAAAAAUCAAUAGGUCAUUCACUAAAUGUCUUACCCUUAUAUUGCAAGAGAAAAAAACGUUUGUUCUCAUCAUUAAAAAGAGGAGUUUUGACAUUUCAUACAAACCAUGGAUUGCAGCUCAGCAGGCUUUAUGUUUGUUGAUUUCACAGGCAUCGCAGCGAUUCACAGUUGAUUUAACAAGGACGGAGCUACGCUUUCGAUGAUGUCAGUACAGAUUGAGGAGAGGAAAGCCAUGCCAUCCAGUGUCACCUGAAGCAUUUAUUCUACCUGGUUUCCUCUGACGGACCAAACAAGGCUGUCCAGGGCUAAACAAGUAUCUCUGUUAUUCAUUUCCUCUUAAAUGACAGCUCUGUUAUUUGUUUGCCAUUCCCCUUGUCAGCGGAAAUGAUUUGUCAGUUGAGUUGUGCUCUUCGAUAAAUAAAGUAGGGCUUUCACAGCUUGGUUCUGAACACUCUAAGUCGGCACUGCUGCUUGGCACUGCUGUUGUGACGGGACCUAGGAAUAUAACGACCACAGUGAGUCCAUAAUGAGUCUCAAACACCUUUAAACAGUCGCUGACUUGAUGAUAAAGUUAUUGUUUAGUUAUUAAUAUAAAAAAUUAACAUUUUAAUGGAUGUAAUCAAUUAUAUUUUUGACCUACUGACCAGUAAUCAUCAUGGGGCAUAUUCUCCUCAACACCAGUAGCCUUUUAGAAUGAAACCCUUCCAAAUAAGAUGUAAUAAAUGCUUAAGAGAGACAAGAAUGUAUUUUAAAAUGCUAAUUAAAUCUUGGAGUAUAUGUAACUAUACUAUAGAAAUGCUACUUAGAGCAAGUUAGACCAAAGCGAACUACAGUGAACUAUUCUCAUUCACAAAAUUGUCCUUUUAUUCCUCUGAGGAAAGCUUCCUUCAUGACCGGUACUAUUUCAUCAAAUCACAUGAAAUGAGCUAUUCUCACAUAUCCACUCAGACCUGUGAAGACGGCCCGUGUACUUACUCCUGCAGCUGUGCCAUAUUAUUUGUUUUUCAAUAAACUAACCUCAUACUAAAAUACCUGCAGCAUCUCAUAACGUAGAGAUGUUUCAUUUAGUGCCAUAAAAUAUGCAAAGUGAUAAACUCGUAAACAAUAAAUGAAACAUGGUUGUUGUUUUUUUCCCCUUUAUCUUCUUGCAAUCUUCAGUUGUUGCUUUUUAAUUUUACUUUUACAAAAUAUUUCAGAACAGGCCUGUGUUGUUGUUUUUUAAAUUUCAAAGUGUUUGCUUUAUGCUGACAAAUUAGCAUUUUGGAGGAACGGUCAAGAUCUUUCAAUCAACCAAUAGUUAGUUAGAGCCAGGCCUGUUUUUAUCCACCUUAAUCAGACCUUUCCCCCUAUGAAAAGUAAGAUAUGCAUUAUGUUCAAGAGCACCAUUUCUAAAUAGAGGAGUUUGUUGUGCUCUAUGACAUAGCAUUGUGUAAAUAUAAUCAAAACAAUAACGUGAUUAAGAUGAAGACAAUCGAGCCAUAUUCAUGAAACCAAUGGUCAUUAUUCACAAGGCCUCUCAAAGUAGAAAUCCUAAUCCUGACUGGAGGUGAACACGUAGAAUCGAUGAGAUUUUGACAGGAGUUUGGCGUCAGGGCUCCUGCUUUGGGAAGCUGUGUGAAUAUAUUAUUUUAUAAGUGGGCCAAUACACAUUUUUGUUUCAUGACGAAUUGAACAUUUCUGGUGAUGUGGCUUUGAUGAUAAAGAUGAUGAUGAUGAUGAUGAUGAUGAUGAUGAUGAAUAACAAUGACAAUAUAUAGCACAGAAUUAUUCCAGGCACUUUCACGACUCUUGAGACGUCUCUCCUGAUUCUGAUUUAUUUUCUAUUAUGUAUCUGCAAUGUUCAUUAAAAGAGAUACUGUUAUUAUUAAUAAAACCACAUUUACGGUAA
Messenger RNA from Perca fluviatilis (European perch), 5717 nucleotides. Its product is annotated as interleukin-1 receptor accessory protein-like 1. The transcript is spliced from 14 exons. The record is from RefSeq and is a predicted model, not a curated record. Lineage: Eukaryota; Metazoa; Chordata; Actinopteri; Perciformes; Percidae. Bases 561 to 2762 code for a protein of 733 amino acids. Gene Ontology annotation, molecular function: interleukin-1 receptor activity. Gene Ontology annotation, biological process: signal transduction; negative regulation of exocytosis.